AAGGUGCAGAAAUAGAGCCUGAAAGUGAUGAGAAAAUUAUAAUAGAUUAUUCUGCUCCUGAUAUUGAAAAUGGAGAUGAAGAAGAAUUCGAACAUAUUGAUAAUCUUGACAAUAGCUUUGGUUGGAUAUUAAUCUGGAUCCUAAGAUAUCAACAACGAUAUUGGUUACCUGAUAUAGCAACAGAAUCAUUAGUUAAAUUUAUUCAUUUUCUAUUAACAGAUUUUAAUCAGGAUCAGUUUAAAAACUUUCCUAAGUCACUCUAUUUAGCCAAAAAGUUAAUGAGUUUAGAAUAUCCUAAUCAUACAAUAUCUAAAAUAAGACAACCUUGUAAUCAACAAUUGGCAAAAGAAGUGCCUACAAAGGAUGGAAUAUUGUUUCGUCCUUUGCUUACUUAUCAACCAUAA
This is a messenger RNA of Racocetra persica, 404 nucleotides long. Lineage: Eukaryota; Fungi; Glomeromycota; Glomeromycetes; Diversisporales; Gigasporaceae. The record is from the annotation of a GenBank genome assembly.